Molecule: messenger RNA, 2787 nt
Organism: Nerophis lumbriciformis (worm pipefish)
Lineage: Eukaryota; Metazoa; Chordata; Actinopteri; Syngnathiformes; Syngnathidae
Gene: pgls
Product: 6-phosphogluconolactonase
Biological process (GO): carbohydrate metabolic process; pentose-phosphate shunt
Molecular function (GO): 6-phosphogluconolactonase activity
Source: RefSeq, a predicted model, not a curated record
UCAGGCCACUUAGUUGGAUUGUACCAUAAUGCACCGCGGUCCAAAGACGGAAUGUGAUUGGCUGUUAAAAAUUCGCUGCAGGAAGUGAUAUUACAUUCGCCGACUGAAAAUCUUCGUCCUCCACUUUCAACGCCCUUGUAUCUGGCAGCAUGGCUGGCAGGAGAGUUGUGGUGUUCCCCUCCUUAGCAGAGCUGGGUCCAGCACUGGCCCACCUGGUGACCUCUCGGGCUGAGAGGGCCAUCACCUCCAGGGGCAGGUUCACCCUGGGUCUCUCGGGAGGAAGCCUGGUGACCACGCUCAGCAAAGAACUGCUGGCCACGGCGGGCCUGGACUGCAGCAAGUGGUUGGUGGGGUUCUGUGAUGAACGAGUGGUACCUUUUGACAACCCCGAAAGCACAUAUGGGCUCUAUAAGAAUCUUUUAUUUUCCAAGAUUAAUAUCCCGGAAGAUGGAAUUUUGUCCAUUGACUCCUCCCUACCAGUGAACGAGUGUGCUGAAGAUUAUGCUCGCACACUACAAAAGGCCUUCCCUGAUGGUGACGUGCCCGUGUUUGAUCUGCUUCUUCUGGGUAUGGGGCCCGAUGGACACAUCUGCUCUCUCUUCCCAAACCACCCCCUUCUAGAGGAGAGUGAAAAAAUCGUGGCUCCUAUCAGCGACUCUCCCAAACCACCGCCACAGCGCGUGACCAUGACAUUGCCGGUGUUGAAUGCAGCACGCUGCGCUGCGUUUGUGUCCACAGGAGGCAGCAAAGCAUCAGUUUUAAAGGAGGUACUGGAGGGAGGAGAAGGUCCAACGUUCCCAGCAGUACGCGUCUCCCCGACUAACGGCGAGCUGUUCUGGCUCAUCGACGAGCCCGCCGCUGCGUCCUUGACUAUGCAGGUGGAGAAGCCGGGCCAUGGCACCAAACUCUAGAACAGGGUUGUCAAACUCAUGGAGGAAAAUCUGUUCCCACGCGGGCCCGACGGGUAAAAUCACGGCAUAAUUACUUUAAAAAUACAACUUCACAUUGUUUUUUUUUUCUUUUACUUCAUCCCAAAAUAGAACAAGGACAUUCUGGAAAUGUACACAUGACAAAUAAUCCUCUUGACAAAGCACUUCAAGUUAGUCAAAAAUUCUGAGGGAAAAAAUUGGUGCAGUUUCAAAAACAGCAUGAAGAACACAAUGAAAUUAGACUUCAUCUCAGUGUUUCUACAAACCAAUUACACUUUAAGUCACAGCCCAUUUUUGACUGAGAAAAACAAAAUGAAGCAGAAAUAAAAACGCUUCUAUGUAUCAACUACCUAAUUUGUCAUUUCCAUUGUGGACUUUCUUUAAAUUUGCAAAGAAUACAAUAAUUUUCACAGAACUAUAUCAAUGUGCUGUCUCAUGCAGCAUUUUAAAGGGGGUUACUAAUUGUCAGAGGUGGGUAGUAAUGUGCUACAUUCACUAUGUUACAUCUACUUGAGUAACUUUUGGGAUAAAUUGUACUUCUAAGAGUAGUUUUAAUGCAACUUACUUUUACUUGAGUAUAUUUGUAGAGAAGAAACGCUACUUUUAUUCUGCUCCAUUUAUCUACAUUCAGCUCGCUACUCGCUACUGGUUUUUAUCGAUCUGUUAAUGCACGCUUUGUUUGUUUUGGUUUAUCAGACAGACCUUCAAAGUAGGAUCCAUCGCAUGCCUGCGUUUCACCAAUCAAAUACAGUCACUGGGGACGUUUGACUCCGUUUCACCAAUCAAACAGAGCCAGGCGGUCACAUGAUUAACUGAACAUAAAGUUUCAGCGGCAAACAACAAGCUUAAGCUUUCCUCAACGUCAAAUUUGAGGAAGCACAUCGCGGUAACGUUAGUAGAUAUUUUGGCUGUCACCUUAGGCUGAUGUUAGCUUCCCUGCUAUGAAUCACUGUCAAUUGUACAUCGUGUGGGGACAUUUAUUAAUGUACUGCAGCCUCAUAGACACACACGCAUUCAUAGAAACACCAAUCAGUGUGUUCCCAGGUGCAGCCCACACCUAUCAGUUUAUGGUUUGCGUAAAGGCUAACUUGUUAUUUUCCUUUGUAAUCUCUGCCUACUGAGCCUAUGGUGCUGUUAAAUUAUUGCAGCUCAAUUUGCCGUAAUUUUUUUAUGUUAAUGUAUAAUUAUUUAAUAUAUAUUAUUGUUUUAGUUGCUUAAGAGAUAUUCCUGGCUCUGAAUUUGCUCAUUGCUAUUUUUAUGUUUUUGUGCAUUAUUUGUUGCCGUCAUCGUUAAACAAACAGGUUACUCAUCAGUUACUCAGUACUUGAGUAGUUUUUUUCACAACAUACUUCUUACUUUUACUCAAGUAAAUAUUUGGGUGACUACUCCUUACUUUUACUUGAGUAAUAAAUCUCUAAAGUAACACUACUCUUACUUCAGUACAAUUUCUGGCUACUCUACCCACCUCUGCUAAUUGUUUAUUUUACUCCUGUUUGUUUUACAUUUGCUUGCCUAAUAUAAUUGCUAUUGGGACAUCCAGUGGACACAUUUAGAACAGCAGUUUCUUUAAUUUAAAACUGCAGCUUAAUUUUACACUAGGAAAACUCAUCUCACGGGCCAGAUUGAACCUGUCCGGGCCGCAUGUUUGACAUCCCUGCUCUAGAACAUUCCAAGCACAUAUGAAGAAGAUAUUUUGUGCACUUCUUUUUUGUUAUUCCUAGACAAAAUAGAGACUGACUAAAGAUGCUGAUAGAUGACUGAAAAGGUGUUUGUCGAAUGUAUAAUAUUUAGUUUUAUACCUGCAGUAUGAAGACACAAACAAUAGAAGAACCAAUAAAACUACAUAUCUCAUUCCUGA